Molecule: messenger RNA, 780 nt
Organism: Drosophila innubila
Lineage: Eukaryota; Metazoa; Arthropoda; Insecta; Diptera; Drosophilidae
Product: tetratricopeptide repeat protein 12
Exons: 4
Coding region: 22-711 (229 amino acids)
Molecular function (GO): protein binding
Source: RefSeq, a predicted model, not a curated record
UUCACGCAUACACAAAACAAAAUGUCGACCACAAAACACAGCGAACUCAAUGAGAAUUUCCUCCGUCAACCGUCAAAGGUGGACGAUAUCAUAAAGUUCCUAGCCGAAAUGGCAAAGUCCAACAAAAUGGAAGGAACUAAGGAACCGGAGGUUAAAAAGGAGGUUGACAUCAGCGCGAGCGUUACAGAUUCCAGUUUCCUAGUAACACAAAGAUCUUCAAGCAGCGGGAAGAGAAGCAAGAGUACGAGCAAGAAGCCCAACUUAAGGGCAAAUAUGAAUCAAAUGACAUUCAUGCGUCAGAUCGAUUUAACCGACGAGGAACGUAUUAAAGCUCGAGAGGAACGUGUCCGUGUGGCAAACAAUUUCCGCAGACUGGGAAAUGCGGAGUAUCGCAGGACAAACUUUGACAGUGCUAUUGAAUAUUAUACGAAGGGCUUAAAUUAUAUUAACGAUUCGCCAGUUCUUUUUGUCAAUCGCAGUCUGUGCUACAUCAAGAAACGUGAAUAUAAACGUGCCUUAAUUGAUCUGAAUCAUGUACUCAAUAAUCUGGACAGCUGUUGUCUGCGGGCAUGGCUCUAUAAGGCGGGAACUCUAAAGCGAAUGAACAACGAUGCCGGAUACGAAGAAUGCGUUGAUAAUGCGCGUAGAUAUAAUAGACGCCAUUUGGAUUAUGUUGAGUAUUUUCUAGAUAAAAUGCGAUCUGAUUUCUAAAACUACAUUCGAAUUCCACAUCAAUAAAUUGCACUUUUUCAUUCUUCCGGUUCCUACGAAUCUUCUUAA